ACAUCUCUCUGGGAUCCGGUUGUCUUUUAAAUUGUCCUUUUGGAAUGUCCUUAUCAUUUAGGAUGUCUCUGUCUGUAUGGGAUGCCCUUCCGAGACACCCCUCCCUGGAAUACUCUCCAUACAAAAGGCUUGUGUGAGAUGUCCCUGCCCCUUGAGGGAUGCUGAUCUCCGCCCCAUUGCCAGGCUGGCGCCCGGAGAGCAGCCGCCCAGAGCCAUCACCGACACUCGGGCGCUUUUUCUCUGUUAACCGUAUUGCUGAGGAGUCUCGACACUUACUGCGGAAUGGCAAACAUUUACCCACCGAAACUGAGCCCCCUGUUGAUGACUCCGGAGCCGCACUAUAUACCUGGAUAUGCUGGUUAUUGUCCUCAGUAUAAGUACAGUGUUGGGCAAAGCUAUGGGAAGCUGACCUCUAAGCUGCUCACAGAUCCUGCAAUAGCACGUUCUGGACAAUUACUUCUCCAGCCAAAUCAGGAUCAAGAAAUUAUCAAUAAUAUGGGGCCUGAGCAACAUCAAAAUCUGCACCAGAAUCAUAAAGUCAGCAGGAAAAGCCAGAAACUGACUGACUUAAUGGUCUCCGGAUACACUGGCUUUGUUCCUAGCAGGAACAUCUACUUUUCAAAAACCUACAGAGAAACCUGUACAGAUGCUGUUGCAGAUUUUGAGAGAGAGCAGCUUAAGAUUGCCUCAAAGAAGCAGGAGAUGGAAUUGAUAAAUGCAUUGCAGACUGGAAAAGCUAGGGCACAGACAAAGCAAGAGAAGAAACUUUUAACGGUCAAUUACAGGACACCUCUUAAAGCGAUUACUACUGAUCCUGUUCCUUACCACUCAUUGCAUUCUUACAAAGUACUGACCUCUCCAUAUUUCAUGCAAAAUGAAGACCCUAAUAAACAUUUUAUGUCAGGGUACAAAGGGCAUGUACCCCGUGCCCGAUUUCUGCUUGGAACCAGCUACCCUACCCUUACUCACUCUGCCUUGAUCGAAUUCAGCCAGAUGGUUAAUAAGUCAAAACCUGCAUCAAUUCCGGCUGGGAACUCAGUGAAAGAUAGUGAAACCCUGCCUUGGAUUAGGCACGUAUAUCACUCAGAAAUGGGAAUGCUGCCCCAAUAUUCAGGCCAUAUACCAGGGUACAAAUAUCAGUUUGGCCACACUUUUGGACACCUCACUGAGGAUGCACUAGGAAUGAGCACCAUCCAGAAACAAGUUAUGGAUUGAAAAUCUAAUGGAACAGAUCCCUUUCAUAUCUAUAAUCAAAAGAUAACCAAUAUUUAGAGAGCAAAAUGUAGUAGCAUGUUUACCAACUGCAAUCAUUUAACUUGAAUUGAAAGAUUGUACAGUUAUUAUUUCUGAUGCAAAGGUGAUGGUGAAACUAAUUUCAAAGUUGCUUUAAAGCAUUUACA
Molecule: messenger RNA, 1400 nt
Organism: Carcharodon carcharias (great white shark)
Lineage: Eukaryota; Metazoa; Chordata; Chondrichthyes; Lamniformes; Lamnidae
Gene: cimip2b
Product: family with sequence similarity 166 member B
Exons: 6
Coding region: 283-1215 (310 amino acids)
Source: RefSeq, a predicted model, not a curated record